This is a messenger RNA of Aaosphaeria arxii CBS 175.79, 705 nucleotides long. RefSeq lists its product as uncharacterized. The coding region runs from base 1 to 705 and encodes 234 amino acids. The transcript has 2 exons. NCBI's taxonomy places the organism in Eukaryota, Fungi, Ascomycota, Dothideomycetes, Pleosporales. The record is from RefSeq and is a predicted model, not a curated record.
AUGCCUCCGAAGAAAUCGAGUGCGAAGAUGAAAGAGGACGAAGACCCAAAGGAACCGCACUUGACCAAGGAAACCGUUCUGACACCACCAACUAAUUCCGGAACCCCUACGACAUCUCCCACUUUUCAAGCUCCAUCGAAAACACCGCCGAGGAGAGUCGUUCGACUAAAGUGUCCAACCUGCAAUGAUUACCCGGAUGGCUUCCGUAGCGAGCAUGAACUACGUCGCCAUACGAAUCGCGUUCACAGAAAGACGCGCAAGGUCUGGGUGACCAUCGACACUUCGCCCGACAAGUCUUUCCUGUCCAAUUGCAAGGCCUGCCAAACUGGAAAAAGGUAUAAUGAAUGUUAUAAUGCUGCGAGCCACUUACGCCGAAUGCACUUCCACCCGCACAAGCGUGGGGAGCGAAAGAUGACGGCAGCAGAAGCUCGUCGAGGAGGGAAGCCCGGCGAUCUAGAUCCGCCCAUGGAGUUACUGAAAGCAAAUUGGUUGCGGGAAGUAGAAGAGUUCGUUGGCGAAGCUGGUGACGAACCGCCCGGUAGUGAAAGCGAAACCGCACCGCCGACACCAUUUCCUCAACCGCCCCAGGCGCAGACACAACCUACUGUGAAGCAGGUCGACGGGAAGGCACCGCUCACCCCAACGACUCCGUCAACCCGAUCCAUGGCAAUCGAGAGUAUAGUCGACAAGGUCGAUGCCACAUAG